Halteromyces radiatus is the source of this 1660-nucleotide messenger RNA. RefSeq lists its product as uncharacterized. Bases 94 to 1440 code for a protein of 448 amino acids. Lineage: Eukaryota; Fungi; Mucoromycota; Mucoromycetes; Mucorales; Cunninghamellaceae. The transcript is spliced from 9 exons. The record is from RefSeq and is a predicted model, not a curated record.
UUUUUUUUUUUGUUCUCGCUCUCUCCCUCUCCUCUUUAUUUUUUUUUUUUAUUUUUAUUUCCUUUUCCUUUUUCUUCCUCUUAAGAGAAAAACAUGGAAGUACGUUCAAAGACAAUGCAAACAGAACAACAAAAACAAGAUGAAGAAAAUACACGUUUAUUAAAUGAACUUCACCAAAAUGAGAAAGCUUUGAAUGAUUCUAUACGUGAUCAAUUGGAAAAGGCUCGAAAAACUAAAGCAACCAUGGAAGCUGAUUUGGAGUCUCGUGCUCAAGAAAUCAAACUUACUCUUGGAAAUUUACAAACUAACGAAUCUGAUAAUGAAUUGACUCGUAUCUUAUCUAUUAACGAUGAAGAAAUACUCAAAACUGAAAUACAGAAAUUAUUUACUCAAUGUCGUCAACAACAAUCUCGUAUUAAAAAAUUGGAAUUCGAUGUAGAAAUGGAACAAGGUCACGUCAAUAUCUUACGCCAUGACAAUCAAACGUUGAAACAGCUGACUGUUAAUAUGACUCAAUUGGCAGAACAAGAAGAAGAAUAUAUCUCCAACAAAUUAUUGAAACGUAUUACUGGACUCAAGAAAGAAAAAAGUGAAUUAUUAUUACAAGUGGAACAAGAAGAAGAAUAUAUGACAAAUAUGUUACAAAAGAAACUCAAUCGUUUACAAAAAGAAAAAAUUGAUAUGGAAAAUGCUUUGGAACAAGAACAAGAAUUCAUUGUUAACAAGUUACAAAAACAAUUGGAUGCACUUAAAUCUCAACAACCCAAAUCUACAGCUUCUUCACCAAGAACUAUUCUUCAAGAUGCUACUGGCAAUUCUAUCUCAACAACUCCUGGUGCUAGUCCUGCUCUUCCAACUCAUCCAUCUCCUUCUCUUAGUGCCAAGAAAUGGAAUACAAAUAGUGGUAACUCAUCCGGUUAUAAUGAUCCAUCUUCAAGUAUGAUUGAAAUGUUAUUGGCAGAAGUAGCUAGUUUGAAAAGUAAAACAAGUGAAAUGGAAAAAGAAUUUCUUCAUAAAACUCAACAAUGUAACAAGUAUAAGGUUGAAUUGGUUCAAUUCCGUAAACAAAACAAUAUGCCUAUUGAUGAUAUCCCAUUGGAUGAAGGAAUACCCGCAGUAUUUCGAUCUAUUCCACCUUCACCUGGUAGACAAGUUAGAGCUAAACGUUCAACAUCUACAUCAUCACAACGAUCUGUUACCUCGGAAAAAACUGGAAGUCAAUAUGGUUCUAUUCCUCCUUUACAAUUGGAUAGUAACUGUGUAUCAUCGUCAUCACCUUCACCUCAUCAUCAACAUGAUUAUUCUUCAACUCAUUCUACCGUUGGUCCUCAAUCUAUUCCAACAUCAGGAACUCCAAGGUCAAGAUCAAGUAAGUUUUCUUAUCAAUUGUUUAUUUAUGUACCAAAUAAUACUAAAAUAAUGUUUUUUUUUUUUGUUUGAUCUAUCCAAUAGAUUCUAUUAGUUCCUCAGCCUCUGGUAGCUUGUCAAAACGUGAUACAACUUUAAGAAGAAUCUCAGGAACCAUGUUUGGAUUGAAUUCACCACCUCAACAACAUCCUCCUCAUCCUUAGUGUUUAGUUUAUUUUUGUUAUAUCAAUACUGCAAAAAAAAAAAAAAGAUAAAGAAAAUGUCAAUUGAUUUUCAAUUGAUUUUCCCAAAA